AUGCAAUAUGGGAUAGUACCGGGCUUGCACGUUGAUUCCGACGAUUUUGCCCGGUGCUAUUAUUACCUGCCACCUAGUAGUACUCUUUGCCUGGAAGAGAUAGGUAAUGUUUACUGUUAUGAAUCUGGUAAUUCAUGUCUUACAGAGUACCAACCUUUGACACUUGUGCGUCUUGGUCGCGUUAUUACUAGGACUGUGGCAGUAUUGGCAGGUGUUGGCAGAGUAGGGGAUAACCAGAAAAAGAAAGCCCAUCGAAAAUUCCAAGAAAAAAUACCUAAGAGAGACGCCGUUGCCUUUGAAUGGUCUUUUGCAGGCUUGGCUCUUAUAUUUGCUCAACUGGAGCGACUGGAUUGUGGAUUUAUCCAUCCUAGUUCUUCAUAUCGCGGUAACAUGUCGAUGAUUACUCCUGAUCCAGAGAAGACUGUUCGAAUUCUAAAGAUCAUAUAUUACUCUAUUUUCCCUUAUAUCAUCGACUUAUGGCUCAUCAAAGCUGGUAUACUAAGUUUUUAUUAUGUUGUCAUUCCAAGGACAUUGCCGUUAUAUCGAUGCUUCCUGCAUAUAACUGCUGGUCUUUGCCUUGCGACCUUUUUUAUGGUCUUCUUUAUAAACAUGUUUUGGUGCGAUCCAAUUCGGCGCAACUGGUCUCUAGAUGGAGCAGAGAUUUGUGUUGCUAGUGCCAAGGAGCCCCCUUUCUUUCUUACAGUUGGUAGCACUAUUAUCACGGAUCUAUUGAUAUUCUGCCUUCCAUUUCCACUACUCCAAAACAUCCACCUCCCGCGCCGCAAAAUGGUUGGCGUAAUCGUCCUAUUCACACUCGGCUCCCUCACAAUCCUCGCUGCAAUCUGUCGUGUCGCUGUGAUCGCAAGAACCGCAAAUGUCACCGAAGUCACUGCUUGGACCGCCGUUGAGUGCUCCACUGGCAUAAUAGUAGCCUGCGCACCGGCUCUUCGGGUGCUCCUCGUCCGCCGAGAGCGUAACCCCUCCGGCGGCCUCUCAAAAUCCACCAGGUCAUACCCAAGACCGGGCCCGCCCAUCUUUAGUGCCAGCGAUCGAAACGAGAUAUGGGAUGGAACUGACGCGACAGCACCGCACUGGAUCCGCAUGGCCAGCAUACCCGGCAGCGCCGCCGUAUCACCGCGAGAACCACAAUUUGACGAUGCCGUGAUAGAGGCGCUCUCGAAGCAACUAACACCGGGCAGGAACAGCCACGACUUUCGUAACUCCAAUUUUAGUAACUUCGAUAUGGUUGCACAGAUUCCGAAUAUGAGACUACAACUUGGUCGAGGAAUCAUAGAGCAUGCACCAAUGUCACCGCGUAGUACUAGAUCACCCGUGGACGACCAUAUGACGAUUGGGUCAAUAUCACCUCGAACUAUAUCGCCUCUGACAAGCCCAGAUUUUAUUCGCCUGGACCACCGACCCGGAUCGGACGAUGUCUCGCUGAACCGAUGGGAUACUAAUGAGAGUGGGAGACUGGAGCUGGGAAGGAUCGUGGAAAACGCGGCGGGAGCGAAUCGGCCAAGGUCGAUUUCAAGGACUACUUGUGACAAUGGACCUAAGUCUGGACCGAGGGGCUUUUUAUGA
Molecule: messenger RNA, 1584 nt
Organism: Morchella sextelata
Lineage: Eukaryota; Fungi; Ascomycota; Pezizomycetes; Pezizales; Morchellaceae
Exons: 13
Coding region: 1-1584 (527 amino acids)
Source: RefSeq, a predicted model, not a curated record